Phoenix dactylifera (date palm) is the source of this 1851-nucleotide messenger RNA. Lineage: Eukaryota; Viridiplantae; Streptophyta; Magnoliopsida; Arecales; Arecaceae. The record is from RefSeq and is a predicted model, not a curated record.
UUUCAAUCAUCCGAGGGAGGAAAGAUCCCUCCUAGUCCUGGUGGACCUGAUCUCCAACCAAAAAGCCCUAAAAGAUCUUUAGAUUCCGUCAUUAAAAUACCUUCCCUAUUGAAUUCUCGAAUCGAAUCCACAAUCCCGAGAUUUUUUCCUCUGCAAAAAACCGUCCAGGAUUCGACCCCAAGCAUCGAAUUCGUGAGCCGAGGGGGAGAUCCCGGGGAAUGGACUCCCUGGAGACAUAGAGCAUCGGAUUCGCGCUUUGUUGUGGUGAGGUUUUGUAUUUUGGGGCGCAAAGUUUUGAUUUUUGAGGUGCUGGGAGGGCCAUGGCGGUGCACUUGGGGUCGGUGCCGAUCAAACUUGGGGUCCUCUCGGAGUCUGAUCACAUGUCGGUGGCGUCGAUCAAUCUCUUCGUGGCGCUGCUGUGCGCGUGUAUAGUGAUCGGCCACUUGCUGGAGGAGAAUCGGUGGAUGAACGAGUCCAUCACUGCCCUUCUUAUCGGGCUGGGCACUGGAGUGAUUAUUCUUCUAACUACUAAAGGAAAGAGUUCGCAUCUUCGAGUCUUCAGUGAAGAACUCUUCUUCAUAUACUUGCUUCCGCCAAUUAUUUUCAAUGCUGGGUUUCAAGUAAAAAAGAAACGGUUCUUCCGCAACUUCAUGACAAUUAUGCUGUUUGGUGCAGUUGGAACACUGAUCUCCUUUAUUAUUAUUUCACUUGGAGCAAUAGGAAUAAUUAAAAAAAUGGAUAUAGGUGUUCUGGAAAUUGGAGAUUAUCUUGCAGUUGGAGCGAUCUUUUCUGCAACAGAUUCUGUUUGCACCUUGCAGGUUCUCAGUCAGGAUGAGACGCCUUUACUUUAUAGCCUGGUUUUUGGCGAAGGUGUUGUAAAUGAUGCCACUUCAAUAGUGCUUUUUAAUGCAAUCCAAAACUUUGAUCUAGGAAAUAUUGAUGCUGUUACUGUUUUGAAGUUUGUUGCAAACUUCUUUUCUCUAUUCUUUACCAGCACUUUUCUUGGAGCAUUUGCUGGAUUGUUUAGUGCUUAUAUCAUCAAAAAGUUGUAUUUUGGCAGACAUUCUACUGAUCGUGAAGUUGCAAUUAUGAUACUUAUGGCUUACCUUUCCUAUAUGCUGGCAGAACUAUUAGAUUUAAGCGGUAUUCUAACAGUGUUCUUCUGCGGAAUAGUAAUGUCGCACUAUACUUGGCAUAAUGUGACAGAAAGUUCCAGAGUUACCACCACGCAUGCCUUUGCAACAUCGUCAUUUAUUGCAGAGAUUUUUCUCUUUCUUUAUGUUGGCAUGGAUGCAUUAGACAUUGAAAAGUGGAAAGUGGCCAGUAACAGCCCUGGAAAAUCAGUUGCUGUCAGCUCAAUUCUGCUAGGUAUGGUAUUGAUUGGAAGAGCUGCUUUUGUUUUCCCACUAUCUUUUCUUUCCAACUUAAGUAAGAAGUCUCCAAAUGAGAAAAUCACCUUUAAGCAGCAAGUCGUAAUAUGGUGGGCUGGUCUAAUGAGAGGAGCAGUAUCAAUUGCACUUGCAUAUAAUAAGGUUAGAUGUGAUCGUUUACCUACAAAAUCUAAUGUUUCUUUUGUAUGAAAAAGAAGAAUUUGCCUGUUUUUUAGUGUCUCCAUUUGUGGAGUCUUAUGCUUGUAGUUCAAUAUUCAGAGAGGUGAACAUGUUAUAUUAUUGGAUAUGAGUGGUCUGUAGUUUUUUUGUUUGAAAGAACCACUCAGCCUUUUUACGAGUAUCACUGGUUUACAAGAGAAGCAAGCAACUCUUUAAAUUUUCAUGGUUGCUGCAAAGGAAUCUAGAUUGUUGUUUCUUUUGUUUCUUAUGCUUGUAGUUCAAUAUUCAGAGAGAUGAUGAU